AUGUUAUUGAAUAUACUAGCUAUAACUGUUUGUCUCUUUACGAUCACGUCGGCUGUAUCAGUCUUAAUCGAUAACAGUACUGUGAUUGGCAAUGUCAGUGUGCCUGUGAUCUCCGUGAAACGUGAGUGGAUUCAAGGUGACAAACAGGUGCCUGCGUCGUCAUACAACGUCGUACAGUCCUCACACAAAUCUUACCAGUAUCAUGCAAAGGCGUACUCCAGUGAAAAUAGUCAAGGUUUUCAGGAGCAAUACAUUUCUAAUGGUAUUCAGCCUUUGGUGCAAGGGCAGUACGGUUCCAAUGUUAUUCAGUCUGGCGUUCAAGGUCAAUACAGUUCCAAUAGUAUUCAGUCUGGUGUUCAAGGCCAAUACAGUUCCAAUGGUAUUCCGUCUGGUGUUCAAGGCAAAGAAGUAAUUAGUGGUAUCCCGUCUGGUGUUCAAGGCAAAGAAGUAAUUAGUGGUUCCAAUGGUAUUCAGUCGAGUGGUCAAGGUCAAUACAGUUCAAGUGGUAUUCAGUCGGAUGUUCAAGGUAAAGAAGUAGUCAGUGGUGGAGGUGGAAUUCAAGUGGUACAGCCAGCAGGAUACGGUAAUCCGAGCCAGGAAAACGUUGUUAACAACAAACCGGUUGGUGUUCUGAACCAACAAACGAUGGAACAAAAUAAAAAUUUCGACAUACAGCAACGUCCUGGAGACUAUGUCAGGCAACAGGAACGAGUCGCUUCUCAUGAACCGUCAGGCUCUGUCAACAGUGGACAACAAGAAGGUCGCAGUGAGUUGUACCAAUUACAGUCGAACGUUGGUCGUAUUCCAAGUGCUAGUUCGUCGGGCAACAACCCGAACAGAUAUGUUCAUGAAGAAUGGUACUUAAAAGAUACUCGCAAUUGA
This is a messenger RNA of Didymodactylos carnosus, 882 nucleotides long. NCBI's taxonomy places the organism in Eukaryota, Metazoa, Rotifera, Eurotatoria, Philodinida, Philodinidae. The record is from the annotation of a GenBank genome assembly.